UAUUUGCCCUUAAUUUAUUGAUUGAUUCUCUUCCCCCUUCUUUCUCCUUUCUCUCAAUUAUCGCACAAAUCGUAUCAGCAGCAACAAUGUCUGGAGAAUCAGCCACCACCGCUAUUCACAAGGGUCAAGUUGAUCUCUUAGACUUCAUUGAUUGGACUAGUGUUGAAUGUCUCAAUCAAAGCACCACUCAUUCACUCCCCAAUGCUAUCAAACAGGGUUAUAGAGAAGAUGAAGGUUUGCAUCUUGAAAGUGAUGCUGAUGAACAGCUUUUGCUUUAUAUUCCAUUCACUCAAGUUAUUAAACUUUAUUCCAUUGCUUUCAAAGGUCCUGAAGAUGAAGGCCCCAAGACAGUGAAGCUCUUUUCCAACAAGGAGCACAUGGGAUUCAGUAAUGUCAAUGACUAUCCACCAAGUGAUACAGUAGUUUUAUCCCCAGAGCACCUCCAGGGGAAACCGGUUCUUUUAAAGUAUGUCAAAUUUCAAAAUGUUCGUAGCUUGACAAUAUUUAUUGAGGAUAACCAAACUGGUUCUGAGAUCACAAAAGUUCAGAAGAUUCAGCUGAUCGGAUCAACAGUUGAAACAACAGACAUGAAGGGUUUGAAGAAGAUUGAGGAUCAUUGACCUCGUUAAAGUAUUGAGUCAAGUUUCCUCCGCAUCUACUCUUACAAAUUUUGAUUGGAAGUUUUAUAUUCAGCUUCAUGAAUAAUGGUUUAUGACUUCUAAAAUCUAUAAUUUUUCGUAAGAGAUUGAUGCUCAGUAUAUCUGCUUGGUUGUGACAAUUUAUGUGAUAGGAAGUAACAUUCAAGCUGCAUGGCUGUUUAUUUUCUUUUUUACAUGUUUGGGAAAUAUGUAAAAAAUUGAGAUUAGAAUUACCUUGAAUGACUGAAUAUUGGAAGGUUUUGGACCA
Messenger RNA from Trifolium pratense (red clover), 906 nucleotides. Its product is annotated as PITH domain-containing protein At3g04780. The transcript has 8 exons. Bases 87 to 620 code for a protein of 177 amino acids. The record is from RefSeq and is a predicted model, not a curated record. NCBI's taxonomy places the organism in Eukaryota, Viridiplantae, Streptophyta, Magnoliopsida, Fabales, Fabaceae.